CUUGCGUGGACCAAGUCUGAUCUGUUCUCAUGUUCCCCGCAGCCCAUGUCCAUGUCCAUGUGCAUGUGCUGAAGCGGUAGAUAUGGAGAGAUAGCCCAGCAGUGGAGAUAAAGAAGCAGCGAAACGUCCCAUUCGAUUCGAAGCCUAAACAUCAUCCGAUAAUUUGUUCCUUCAUCUUCACACUCGCUCCGCUCCUUCCUUUCAAGUCUCGACUCGUUGUAUAAAUAUCCCCCAAGCACCCUUACGACUUCCCUUCUUCUCGCCAUGACCCUCCACUCCUCAACGUCUUCUUCUUCUUCACCAACCACCACCCUGUCGUCUCAAACAACAACAACAACAACAACUACUGCCAACAUGGUCGGAUCUAUCUCAAACAACACCUUCCCCGCCAACGUCGGCAUCCUCGCCCUCGAGUUCUACUUCCCCUCCAAGUUUGUGGAUCAGAGCGAGCUCGAGCAGUUCGAUGGCGUCUCUGCCGGAAAGUACACCAUCGGCUUGGGUCAGACCCAGAUGGCUGUCUGCGAUGAUCGCGAGGACAUCAACUCCAUCUCCCUCACUGUCGUACAAAACCUCGUUGAGAAGCACAGCAUUUCGUUCAAGGACAUUGGUUAUCUCGAGGUCGGCACAGAGUCCAUCAUCGACAAGUCCAAGUCCGUCAAGACCGUUCUCAUGUCCCUCUUUGAAGAAUCCGGCAACCACGACGUCGAGGGCAUUGAUACCAAGAACGCCUGCUACGGAGGCACCGCCUCGGUCUUCAACGCCGUCAACUGGAUCGAAUCCUCCUCCUGGGACGGUCGUCUCGCCCUCGUCGUCGCUGCCGACAUUGCCUCCUAUGCCGAAGGUCCCGCACGCCCUACCGGUGGUGCCGGAGCCGUCGCCAUCCUUAUUGGCCCCAACGCCCCCGUUGUCUUUGACCAGGGCGUGCGCUCGACUCACAUGAACCAUCUCUGGGACUUUUACAAGCCCGAGCUCGCGUCCGAGUACCCAACCGUCGACGGACACUUCUCCAACACCUGCUACAUCCGCUCCGUCGAUGCCUGCUACUCCCUCUUCACCAAAAAAUUCUCGAAGCGUUACAGCCCCAACCCAGAGCAGCUCCUCAAGAGCCAGGACCUCGAUCUCUUGGCCUUCCAUGCGCCUAACUGCAAACUCGUCCAGAAGGCCUAUGGCCGCCUGGCUUACAACGAUAUGCUCCAGGACCCAGAGAACGAGGCCUAUGCGCCCGUGAAGGAGUACGCCAAGUUCGGACAUUCGGAGGAGUCUUAUUACGAUAAGGGACUGGAGCGUGCCAUGAUGCAGUUCACCAAGGCCGAUUACCAGAAGAAGGUUAUCCCCUCGCUCUAUGCCUCGACCAACGUCGGAAACAUGUACACGGCUUCGGUUUGGGCCUGUCUCUCGAGCUUGUUGUCCUCGACCCCCGAUGAGGAGACCCUGAACAAGCGCAUCGGUAUGUUCUCUUACGGCUCUGGAUCGGCGGCGACCUUCUUCUCGCUCAAGGUCGUAAGUUCGACUCAAACGUUCAGGGAUACUCUCCAGAUCAAGGAUCGUCUCGAGAAGCGUGUCAAGGUCACGCCCCAAGUCUUUGCUGAGCACUUGAAAUUGCGCGAGGAGACCGCGCUCCUGAAGGAUUACAACCCCAUCGGUGACAUCUCGACCUUGGUCAAGGGCACAUACUACCUCCAGCGCAUCGACGAAAAGUUCCGCAGGACCUAUGGUCGCGCUUAAGCCUAUGUUUAUUUUUUUUUUGUUUAGAAUCCAACCCUUACCCUGUAUCAUAAUAAAUAUGCUCCUCCACUCUCGUAAUACCAACU
Gamsiella multidivaricata is the source of this 1811-nucleotide messenger RNA. RefSeq lists its product as uncharacterized. NCBI's taxonomy places the organism in Eukaryota, Fungi, Mortierellomycota, Mortierellomycetes, Mortierellales, Mortierellaceae. The coding region runs from base 265 to 1725 and encodes 486 amino acids. The record is from RefSeq and is a predicted model, not a curated record. Gene Ontology annotation, molecular function: hydroxymethylglutaryl-CoA synthase activity. Gene Ontology annotation, biological process: acetyl-CoA metabolic process. The transcript has 3 exons.